GUCGACCAUCACUCGAUUGACUUUUGCCUUCCCAUCCUUGCAAGGUCCCAGCGAUUCCAGCCCUCCAUUCUUCCACUGCUAUCUGAGGCAGCUGAUCACGGCAGAUUCAAACCUCCUGACGGCGCAGCAGACCUGCGCAGUCCCCUCGUCAUCCCCUCGCGCCCCUGCCCCCCGGCCACAUCUCCUGACCCACCAGGCUCGCUGAGCUCCUCGCGCACCAAUACCCACUCCACCAAGCCAAUAAUCUUCCUCGUCGCUACGUAUGACUGCCACGGCAUCAUCGAGCGCCCUUCCGGCAUCCUUGGGCGGGAGUAGCAGCGCCGCAGGCUCAUCCAAUUCAAACACGUCGUCAUCACAAGCAGUCGCUGGCGUGGGAGCUCUGAGCGCAGGCGUCGCUUCACCGGCUAGCUCGUCAUCAUCAGCGUCGACUGUGAGGCAUAUGGCAUCAGACAAUGCAGCGCAGAGCUCUGCGAGGGCUUCAGAAGGUGGCAAGGACCGCCCGACGCACCGUCGCAGAGCUUCGUCCAUCGUAGUCGUCAAGAAGAUCGAGCAGAGUCCGGAGGAGUUGUUGGAUCAGAGUGCGGGCUUCAAUGCUAAUGCUGAUUGGGUCAACUACAAGGGUGCCUGGGUCAUCCACGUCGUCCUCAUCAUGUUCGGCAAGAUCCUCCUUGACGUCGUACCAGGGAUGCCGCAAGAUUUGAGCUGGACAUUGGUCAAUCUAGGCUACGAUACGCUAUCCUUCAUUAUGUUCCACCACGUCACCGGCACCCCCUUUGACUCCAAUGCAGGCGCCUACGACCAGCUCACCCUCUGGGAACAGAUCGACGAAGGGGCGCAGUACACCCCGGCCAAGAAAUGGCUAACCUCUGUACCCAUCGGCGUGUUCCUCAUCUCGACGCAUUACACACGCUUCAAUCUCGCCCUCUUUGCCCUCAAUUUCGUGGCCUGCAUCAUCGUCAUCUUUCCCAAGCUGCCCAUCUUGGAUAGACUACGAUUCAAGGUGCUGCCGGGCAUGAGGAGCAACUUUGCCAGCGGCGCCAACUCGCCAUACCCUAGCAGGCCUAACACGCCUGCGGUACCAGAGUCUCAUAGCAGAGGGGGCAGCGCCUAUUAGCGUGGCAAAGGAGGCCUGAUGGAGACGACGUCAUGAUCUGUUGCUACUUCCGCAUGUAUGCGCGCGCAUCCUGUCCCGCGUCACCCAUGUCGCUAUUCUUCACGGCCCAACCUUGUCAAAACAUGCGUAGAGCCAGCCAGUGAUAGCAGCGGUCAGUGGUGGUGGUGAUCUGGUAUUGUCGUGUUGAUACAGUGGAAUGCCUCCUUGUCUAUCCGCACAUCCCCCCUUCCAGCUCAGAUCUUGAAUCCGAGGCUGGCCAUGCACUUUCUGUGCUCUUCUACGAGGUCCUUGCACCU
This is a messenger RNA of Jaminaea rosea, 1410 nucleotides long. RefSeq names its product ORMDL-domain-containing protein. Gene Ontology annotation, biological process: ceramide metabolic process; negative regulation of ceramide biosynthetic process; intracellular sphingolipid homeostasis. NCBI's taxonomy places the organism in Eukaryota, Fungi, Basidiomycota, Exobasidiomycetes, Microstromatales. The record is from RefSeq and is a predicted model, not a curated record. The transcript is spliced from 3 exons. The coding region runs from base 263 to 1114 and encodes 283 amino acids. Gene Ontology annotation, cellular component: endoplasmic reticulum membrane.